Messenger RNA from Tribolium castaneum (red flour beetle), 1179 nucleotides. RefSeq lists its product as uncharacterized. Lineage: Eukaryota; Metazoa; Arthropoda; Insecta; Coleoptera; Tenebrionidae. The transcript is spliced from 2 exons. The record is from RefSeq and is a predicted model, not a curated record. The coding region runs from base 129 to 464 and encodes 111 amino acids.
CGUUUCGCUGCCAACCUAUCCCCCACCGGGCUAAAAUCCCCAGUUCGUGUUUUCAACCGCAGUGGUUUUGCUGAUUAUUUGUCAAAAAAAUCCGUUCUCAUCCCACAGCUGGCACAAGACACUCCAGAAUGACUCAAAACAGAAAACGGGGUCGCAACCUCCACGAAGACGAAGUCGAGUUCAUGCCACUGUCGAAACGCAUCAACAACCUGCACAUCAACAACGGGCUCUUUCUGGACAACUCUAACCCUCUGGGGGCGUCCGAGUGGGGCCCCGGGCCCCCGAGCUUCGUCCACCAGCUGCCCGAGUCACCCCCGGGCUCGGUGCAGAGCCUCGACUGGAACAGCUCGCCGCAGUAUUCGCCAGAUUUGAACGAAAACCAGAAUCCACACUAUUUCAAUAUUAAUAAACUGUUGUUUGAGAUGUAUGUUGAGCGGCUGCAGCGUGGAUGCCAUCAAGUGUGAUUACAAGACUGGAUUUUCUAUACUUUUAUUUUUAAGAAAUCGCUCUUUAUGGACCACUUUAUUUUUUAAAUGGACGGAGUGGGCUGUGGCUUGGAAAUCAAGUUGGCAACAGUGGACAAUGUCAUGACUUCACGAAUGACUGUAUUUAAUGGUCAAUGUAACCAACUUCAUUUUCAAGUCACAGUGUGCAGUUGCCACUUUUUGUGAAAUAUGUAAUUUUAGAUGCCAUUAAGCCCGGCGUUCACCUCAUUUAUUGAAUAAACGUGAACAGAGGCCUGAUUUGUUAAUUUAUUUUAUAGGAUAGUUAGUCGAGAAACAUCCACGUGGUUAUUCACUAGUUAUAAGUUGUAAGAGUAUUAUUUUAUCAUGUGCUGCAUUUAGUCUUUGUUUCAAGUGUGAUCUUUCCAGUUUUCGUUUUGCAAAACUUUACACUGAUAUUAAAGUAAGGCAAGUUUUGUUCAAAUAAAUAUUGAGAGCAUUGCUGAAGACAAUCCACGCAAUUUUUUAUGUAAUGCUAGUUGAGAUAACACAUCAAGAUCGUUCAAUUUUACUUCUUUUUAAGUUAUAUGUUGUACAAAAAAGUACUGCUUUUUUAUCACUUUUAAUUUGUGUUUAAUUAAUUAAUUAUGUUUCCCGAAUUUGUGUUGGUAAUCUGCAUGCUGAAUUCCCGAAUUGUGAAAAACUGUAAUUUAUCAAUAAAUGUUUAGUUAUUUCA